This is a messenger RNA of Argentina anserina (silverweed cinquefoil), 2325 nucleotides long. Its product is annotated as DNA polymerase eta. Bases 8 to 2122 code for a protein of 704 amino acids. Gene Ontology annotation, molecular function: DNA-directed DNA polymerase activity; damaged DNA binding. The record is from RefSeq and is a predicted model, not a curated record. The transcript is spliced from 16 exons. Gene Ontology annotation, biological process: error-prone translesion synthesis; response to radiation. Gene Ontology annotation, cellular component: site of double-strand break; replication fork; nucleus. NCBI's taxonomy places the organism in Eukaryota, Viridiplantae, Streptophyta, Magnoliopsida, Rosales, Rosaceae.
AGGAGAAAUGCCAGUGGCGAAACCUGAAACAUCAGAUUCCAGAGUCAUUGCUCAUGUCGACAUGGACUGCUUCUACGUUCAAGUGGAGCAAAGGAAAAACCCGGAGUUAAGGGGCUUGCCCACGGCUGUGGUGCAGUAUAACUCAUGGCAGGGUGGGGGUUUGAUUGCUGUAAGCUAUGAGGCCCGGAAAUUUGGUGUGAAACGUUCAAUGCGAGGUGAUGAGUCAAAGAAAGUCUGCCCAGAAAUUCAGCUGGUCCAAGUUCCUGUUGCACGCGGUAAAGCUGACCUGAACACGUACAGGAAUGCAGGUUCAGAGGUGGUUUCUAUUCUAUCAAGGAAGGGUCGAUGUGAGAGGGCUUCAAUUGAUGAAGUGUAUCUUGACCUUACUGAUGCAGCUGAAACCAUGUUAGCUGAAGCUCCUCCAGAAAGCUUGGAAGCAAUUGAGGAGGAAGCUCUCAAGUCACAUGUUUUGGGUCUUGAUAAUGAGGACGGUAUUGAAGCCAAAGAAAAUGUGAGGAAAUGGCUUUGCCAAAGAAAUGCUGAUCGCCGUGAUAAGCUGCUAGCUUGUGGGGCUCUCAUUGUUGCCGAACUAAGGCUGCUAGUGUUGAAGGAGACGGAAUUUACUUGUUCAGCCGGCAUUGCUCAUAAUAAGAUGCUUGCCAAACUUGCAAGUGGUAUGAAUAAACCUGCACAACAAACUGUGGUGCCGUUAUCAUCUGUGAAAGGAUUGCUAGAAACCUUGCCAGUUAAGAAAAUGAAACAGCUUGGAGGAAAGCUGGGGAGUUGCUUACAAAACGAUCUGGGUGUUAACACUGUUGGAGACUUAUUGCAAUUUUCAGAGGAAAAGCUACAAGAACGUUAUGGAAUCAAUACUGGUACCUGGUUAUGGAAUAUUGCAAGGGGGAUAAGUGGGGAAGAAGUUGAGGGGCGCCUUCUCCCCAAGAGCCAUGGUUCUGGGAAAACAUUUCCUGGACCUCAGGCUUUGAAGACGAUUUCAUCCGUUCAACACUGGCUUAAUGAACUAUGUGAAGAUCUGAGUGAACGUAUUCAAUUGGACUUGGAUGAAAACAAAAGGAUUGCUCAUACACUAGUGCUGCAUGCCACUGCAUACAAGACUAGUGAUUCAGAUUCACAGAAGAAGUUCCCUUCUAAGUCUUGUCCCCUAAGGUAUGGGGCAGCCAAGAUACAAGAGGAUGCUCUUAGUCUCUUUCAAGCUGCAUUACGUGAGUACUUGGGUUUGUUCACAGCUAAAAUUCAAGGAACUCAAAACAACCAAUGGGGAAUAACAUCCCUCUCUAUUUCAGCAAGUAAAAUUCUUCCUAUACCAUCAGGAACAGCUUCAAUCACGAAAUACUUUCAUGGUUAUCAGCCAUCCUCAUCCCGAAAGCAGUCACAGGAUAAUUUCAUAGAAGAAUCUUCUCCCCUGCCACCUUCAGGUAAUGAGAAUUGGGAGGUAAAUGUGACUACACCACUCCCUUUUAAAGAAACUACCAUUGAGUCUGCUGUGCCUAAUUUGCAUCAUCUGGAAGAGAAAAAGGACUUUCUGAAUGACCAGAAUCCUUGUUGCUCUCCAAAAAAUCAGGGAAAUGAUGAAUUUACCCAAGGAAGUUUACCAUCAUCAAUCUCAGGGAGUGAACUCUGCUCGGGAGCGAAUCAAAGUCAAGUAGUGAAACAUAAUUCUCGUGAUGAACCUUGCCUUAAAGCUGCAAUGCUUGGUUUUAGACAGGAGCAAAAAAGGAAAGCAGUGAAAGACAAGGGAACAUCUUCAAUAUUGAAAUUCUUCAAGAACGAAGAUCCAGCUCGUGUUCUCCAAAAGCUGGAACAUGUUGAAAAUACUGAAGGUGCUCAGUCUAGAAGUGACCAUUCUCUGGAUCACAAUCAAUCUCAGUUGCCAAGGGAAAGGCCUUUCGAAGAAACUGGGACUUCUAGUGCACCUGGUUCAGCUCAAAGAAGGGAAGCAUGGAGUUACAAUUAUGACGAGAUUGACCCCUCUGUCAUCGAUGAGUUACCACCAGAGAUUCAACAAGAACUACGUGCUUGGCUCAGGCCACACAAGCGGCAUAAUGUAGUGAAACGCGGUUCUAGUAUCGCUGAUUAUUUCCUACCCACAAGGAAUGCAUAGUCUAUGACAUUCUUCCGUAAAUAGGCGUUUAUAUUUACAUCCAAGUAAUCUGUAUAGAAUCCAAGAACCUUGCAGCUUUGGUAUAGUAGUGGACCGGAGCUAUAUUAAGGUGGCUCUCAGGCUGAACUAGAUUAUGAAAUUUGAAUCAGAAAAUAUAUGAAUUUAUUGCUAGAGAUAAGAUGUUGCAUAAUCAGUCAUUUCCA